Betta splendens (Siamese fighting fish) is the source of this 7250-nucleotide messenger RNA. It is a transcript of the gene fign, whose product is annotated as fidgetin. Gene Ontology annotation, molecular function: ATP binding; microtubule severing ATPase activity; ATP hydrolysis activity. The record is from RefSeq and is a predicted model, not a curated record. Bases 866 to 3124 code for a protein of 752 amino acids. The transcript has 2 exons. Lineage: Eukaryota; Metazoa; Chordata; Actinopteri; Anabantiformes; Osphronemidae.
ACGCGAGCGAUUCGGAGCCGGGAGAAGCGGAGCGGGCUCGGCGCGCGCCACACGCUCGCGCGGAGACACCGCGUCGCGCGUCGCGGGCGCCGCUCACACCGCGUCCGCGCCGCCCGCGUUCGCCCGAGCGAAGUAGCGCGACGCGGCGUUUAAAAGCGCAGACUAAAUCACAAGUGUGAAGUUUUGGGGAUUAGACAGACAUCGGCGUUUAUUUUUUCCGCCCUCCGCUGUUUGAGAACGGGGCUACGUGCACGGCCGGAGCCGCUCUCCUAAAUAACUUUCCCACAAUGAGAAGUUCUCGCGUGUCAGCCUGAAUAAAACUUGCCGCGAUAACUGCAGGCGGGAGGUUAAUAGAUGGCUUGUCAUUGCGCUCUUAGUGGGACAACUGCUGGCAAGUAAUCUAUUUUAAAAGUAAAGGGAGGGGGCAUCACGCUGCUCCAGCCUCGUCCUCUAAUGGGCGGCAUGAAGAAUGUGUGUUUUAUGUCAUCCACGCUCUCCCACAUGCUUCCUAUUUCCUCGCGUCGACUCGCGGAAGAAGUGACAGGCUCCGGUCGUGUCCGUGUGGCGUUCGCGGCCCCGUUCAUUGGCUUUUGUUUUGUUUUUUUUUUCCUCUCGUGGGUGCUUUUUUUGAUGCCAUUGUACUUGCGCGCUCCGCCGCACAGUGCGUGACGCGCGUUAUUCUUAAUUACACGGCCUCAGCGAACGCGCGAGGAGACGACGAGACACCAUGCGUCUUAAAGUUGUGAAAUGCGAUAGCUGAGGGGGGGAGAAAGUGCCUGUAAUGAGAAGCAACCUUUGGAAUUCCUCCUCGUGAAAAUUCCGAUUCUGCUGUUUUCCCUCUCCUCUUGUUUUUAGGCUUGAAGACAUGAUCACUAGCGCCAGUAUUUAUGGUCUAAAGAUGCAGUGGACCCCAGAGCACCCUCAAUGGGCAGAACAACACUUUGACAUCUCAUCCACUACCCGCUCGCCAGCACACAAAGUGGAGGCCUACCGGGGGCACUUGCAGCGAACAUACCAGUACGCAUGGGCAAACGAUGACAUCUCUGCACUGACUGCCUCCAAUCUGCUGAAGAAAUAUGCAGAGAAGUACUCUGGGAUCUUAGAGGGCCCAAAUGAACGCGCUCUGCUGUGCUCCUACUCCGAUAGCACCGGUGGACUCAUGAAUGGACGCAAGUCGGAGAAUGAGUCCUGGCAGGAGGGGAUUUACCCAAUGAACUGUGCUCCAGAUGUUAUAUCGGUGAGCAAAGCUGGAAUGACAGCUGCCCUACCCCCUACAGAUGUGUCAGCUAGCAUAGGCAGCUCCCCGGGGGUGGCUAGCAGCUUGUCUGAGCCUAGCUAUUCCAGCAGUAACUGUGGGAGCCACACAGCCACUACUCUCUCGGGCCUCCCCUCUCAGGAAUAUACAGCCAGCUACAACGGCUCCUACUUACAUUCAAGCUACAGCGGCCAGAAUACCCCAGCCCUUCCCUCCCCACACCCGUCUCCUCUGCACAGCGCUGGGCUUUUACAGCCACAAGCCCCGCCUCCUCCCCCCACCUUAGUGCCGAGCUACAACACUGGGUCUCCAAACCUACCCAGCUACAAUUAUCCUCCAACAGGGUAUUCUUCUCAGGCUGCUGUUGGACCUGGCUAUACCCCCGGGGGAGCACCCCCACCCUCUGCUUAUCUGCCAUCCGGUAUUGCAGCUCCUACGCCGAUCCCUCCAUCCACACUGUCUGGCUACACGUACCAAUCUCAUAACCAUACACCCAUAGCACCAACACCUUUGAAUGGCAGCACAUCCAGUUCAUUAAAACGGAAAGCUUUUUACAUGAGUGGACCUGUAGAUAUGGACUCUAGUUAUGGAAAUUUCAACUACAACCAACAGCGCUCCUCCCAGAGCCCGAUGUACAGAAUUACGGACAGCAGUGUCUCAGACUCAAACAGGGCCAGCGGCUUUGACAGGAACUCGGAGGCUUCGGCUUUAGCGUUUAAGCCAACCAAACAGUCGAUGUCCUCUGAUCAGCAAAGAAAAUUUAGCAUUCACUCCGGCAGAGCACUAACUCCUCCAUCCUAUGGAUCAACCAAAAGCUCUGUGGGUGACCUCCGAACUGGUGAGGCCUACAGCAAGUUUGGCUCCCCCAUCAUGGGAGAGCAAACCGAAGAGCAUAGACAGCACCACUCGCACUCCCUAACGGGGCCUGACAUCGGUACGGCUACCUCGUCUGUCCAUGCUGCGGAGGAACAGCUGAAGAACAGCGACUCCACCCUGGUGGAGAUGAUAACCACGGAAAUCCUUCAGCAAGGCCCUCCAGUGGACUGGGGCGACAUCGCGGGUCUGGAUAUGGCCAAAGCAGCCAUCAAAGAGGAGAUACUAUGGCCCAUUUUACGGCCUGAUAUGUUCAGUGGACUUGCAACAUUACCUCGGAGCCUCCUCCUGUUUGGACCUCAGGGAACUGGGAGAACGCUGCUGGCCCGCUGCAUGGCCAGUCAACUGGGCGCUGCCUUCCUGCGACUCAGCAGCUCGGCUUUGGUGACCAAGUGGCUCGGCGAAGGCGACAAGAUCAUCCAGGCGUCCUUCCUGGUGGCUCGGUGUCGCCAGCCGGCAGUCGUGUUCAUCAGCGAGGUGGACCUGCUGCUCUCAGCCCAGCUCAGCGAGGAGAGUCCAGUGAAUCGCCUCAAGGCCGAGCUCCUCAUGCAGCUCGACAGUAUCCUGAGCGCCGCCGAGGACCAUGUCAUCGUGGUCUGCUCCACCAAUAAGCCUGAAGAAAUCCCUGAGUCUUUACGGAGGUACUUCACCAAGCGGCUGCUCAUCCCCUUGCCUGAUGGGUCAGCACGGCACCAGAUGAUCAGUCAGCUGCUCCCACAGAACAACUAUUGUCUCAGCGACAAAGAGAUGUCGCUGCUGGUUCAGAGGACAGAGGGCUUUUCGGGACUGGAUGUGGUGCAGCUGUGUCAGGAGGCUGUAGUCGGUCCUCUCCACGGCAUUCCGGGGACGGAUCUCUCAAAUAUCCACCCCAGUCAGAUGAGACCGGUCUCCUACCAAGACUUUGACAAUGUGUUUUGCAAAUUUCAGCCAAGCAUAUCACAAAAAGAACUUGACAUGUACACUGAGUGGAAUAAAAUGUUCGGUUGUAUUCAGUGAAAUAAACCCAUCAAACACCAUUUCUUUAAACUCAGCGGUUGAAUACUGGAUUAGAAGAAUGUGUUUGGCCUUCAAGGAACAAAAAACAAGAAACCAGAAAGUGUUAUAUAUACGGCAAAAGGAUUGUCCUUGAAUGCUUUAGACAGGCGAUGGCAGUCUGUCAUCCUACACUGGUAAAAAUGAAUUAAUUGCUUUAUAUGGCUGAAGCUCACUGGAACUAGAACAACUUAUAGCUCAUCCCUUCAUUAAUGUGGUAUAUACACACACACUAUUCUGCUGAUCUUCAGAUUUCGUUGCUAUCAAGUGCCUGAGGUGGUGCUGUUUAAAUUGUUUUUCUUUUGCUUCAUGGUCUUCAUUGGUGACUUAUGGAAAAAAAGGUUCAAAAUAACACAAAAAUGUUGCUUUGUAUUCUUUGCUGUGUCUGCUCUGUACUGUCUGUGAACAGCUGGGUUUAAUUCAAGCUCCCUUAACGUAUAGUUGGCAUUGUUUAUGACCUUACGUGUGUAAAUCUCUUCAUCACAUUUUCCAACCAACUUUACUCUCGACUACAGUGAAAUCACAAAACACAACUUCUAUUUCACAAUGUAACUUUAAAUUAAACGACAAAUUCACAGUAAAAUAUGACAUAUCAACAUAAUAUUCGACCAUUUGUUUUGUUUUGACAUUCUCUGUCUGAAAACUCAGGAAAGGACUAAUGAUGUGUGUAGUACCUCUGGCUUUUUUCCAAGCACUCUGCAGAACAAGAAUUGUUUGGCUUGCAUUCCAAAUUUCAUCAUCAAACCCUAUAAAGCUCUAUAUUACCUCGAAUAAGAAACUCUAAACAAUGAAUGUAUCAGAAUAAUCCUGGUUUAAUUUUAAGACACAAACCAUUUGUUUGAGGUUCUCUAUGACCGGAUGCAUUUGAAAUAUAACCUUGCAUUAUGAUUAGAGAUUUGCCUUUGAAAAGAAUUAGACCGCUGCGUAUCUUGAACUGCAGCCUUGAGGCCCUUUCUGUUGGAGCGCAGUCUUAUUUUCUGCCGGUUAUCACGUGGUAGAUCUUCAUCUUCAUAUUGCAUUGCGUGCGGCGAUGCUGGGUUUUUUUUUUGUUUUUUUUAGUUAGCUGUUCGCUGACAACUGUUAAGCUGGUGGUGAUGUCGAGCUGAGAGGAUUCUGAAAGGUGCCGACAAACAUCUCGGGGUUGAAGGAGACAAGCGCCCUGAGCGAUUUUAUUUCAUCCUGCUGCUGUUUUAUCAUUAAUGAAACCUAAGGAUUAUGUAUAGCCUAAGUUCCUUUCUACCUCAGUUAUCUCUGAAAGACAAAUUCACAGAGACAGCAAAAUGUCAGCACCCAUUUCUGCUUAUUUGAUGAGGAAGCCUUUUGAGAGAACACUAAACAGUUGUUGUGCGCUAAAUCUAUUAGCUUUACAUUUUGAGAGAGCCCUGCGUCUCACCACAUAAUGCACUUAAAGGGGAAUACCACUUAAUAUGAGCUCUGUUCACUCCUUCUUUGUCUUGGGACAAUUUGAUUUGUAUUGACACCUGCCAGAGUCUGUGCACUUGACUGGAACAUCUACUGUAAAUGUGUUUACAGCGAUGUUGUGUGCAUAUUAUUCCGGCUUUAAUCCAGAUUGUCUGUCUUUAUUUGACGCUACAGCUGUAACCUUUGAGAAUUGAGUGGCAUUCCUUUUUAAGCCUGUUUUGUUCUCGUUCGUCUGUUUUGUCAGUCUCACGUCUGAGCCGUUGCAGUGUUGUCGAUCUCCACUUGCUGUCCUUACCUUUCCAUGCAGCGUCUCUGAGAGUGAAAGAUCAUGUCUGACAGCCGUGUUGGUAGGAGUAACUCAACGUGUUGAAUGUAUUACGUCAUCGGAGCAGUAAGGAAAUCUAAGCACUUGCACAUUUAAAAAUGCCACUGAAGCAGACAGCACUGUAGGUGUAGGUGUAAAAUACUGCAGAGGCACCAAAGGACCUUGUGUUUGUUUUCAAAGCAGGUUCUUAUGUAUUUGUUGCCUAUUGCACAUCUUUACCCAGUUAUUUUGUCAUUAUACAGUGUGCAUACUAAUCACUGCCACUUUGUGUGAUAACAUUGACUCUUCCAGACCCAUGUCAGGAUGUUUACAUAGCAUCUGUGACAGCAACAGAGAAACUACACAUUAGCAAGGAGAGCUAAACAGUGAUAUGAGCCAAUUAGCCAUGGGGUGAUUGGCACAGGUUAAAGUACCUGCUGUACAUGAGCAGUAUCUGAAUAGACACCAGUGUAGAAUAUGAAUGCCCAUUUAUUUGUUUGUGUGUUGUUCCGUUGUUCUUGUGCCACUUAAUGUUUACAUCCUCAAGAUUUAUAGUCAUCAAUAACUACGUUUGACUUCUGAUAAAUAAUAAAUAAACCAAAUUAUCGAUUAAUAUGGCAAAAAACAUCCACUGUAUAUAAAAUUGAGGAAACAAAGGAAAAGUACAAACUUGUGAUAACUACAGUGUACAUUUUGUGUCAUUAUCCAUUGCACUUUCAGGUAUUUAUUAACCUUUUUUUUCUUGAAGCCAAAGUCAAACAUGCUCCUUACAAAUAUGAUGAACACGCGAUUGAAGAAUUUGUGAAUUUCAUUAUUCUUAACGUCACAAUUUUCACCUCUGGUUAUUUGAAAUUGGGAAUUUUCCAGCAUCCUCAGUGAGCAUUGUUAUGUAUCGUAUCACAAAAUGUCAAAUGUUCUUUUGAAGUAUUUGUGAAGCUUUUGUAUUUUUUCAGUUUUACCUUCAAGAGUUUGUGAACAAUCUAAUUUGUUUAUAUGUCAAAAAAAAUGCAACACAUACUGUAUAAUAACCGCAAAUGCCAUGUAGUGCAUUGUCAUGUUGGAAUAUAGUUGGCCGUGUUUUUCUGCUCAUGUGAAGAAGUAACUGCGCUCAUUGCAAGGUUUUUGACAAGGAGGCGGUAAGACGACCUAAGUGCCAUUUACAAGCACAGAUUUCAUGAGUUUAAGAGUCUGACUGUUCAUGAACUUAUGGAGUGACCUAUGUUAAAAAGGGGAAAUGUUCCACUUAGAUGAAGUAGUACUUGUAAUCACUUAAACAACUCCAAAUCUCUUCAUUCUACUGUCUCCCAAACAGUGCAAUAGAACGUGGAGGAACACAAGGCACAUUUCUAUUCUUUUAAACGUAAUCGCGGCCAGACAUCAAAGCGGCUUAAGGACAGAUCCACUAUGCGGAAAACAAUUAUACAUUUACCCAGAUAAGGUGUUUAUUUCACAUGAUGUAGAUGGUAUCAUUCAAACGAGUCGUUUAUUAUUGAGGAUGAUGUGAUGAAACAGCCUAGAGUCCGAAAGCAACACUUUGAUAAGCACACGGAGUCUCGCAGUGAUGCCAACUCAGUCACUUGAACUGCUCUUUUUUCAAAAUCUGUCAUUACGUUUGCUGAGAUCUGCUUAAGGUUUUGAAUCCAUCCUUGUGUGUUUUGUUCUUUUUUUUGUGUCUGGCGUUCUUUAUAACCAUUUCUACCUCAUUACUACAUAUUGUACAUGUAGUACUUAUGUCAUGUCAUUUUGAAUGUCAUGCGUUUGUGGAUAAAAAAUUUAAAUGAAAAGAAAAAAAAACGACAACAACAAAAAAAAACCUUGCCCUUGAAUCUGAGCAGUCUACCUCAAAAAGACUGUCUUUACACUGUCAAGUACAACAAGUACACAGAAAAAAAAAUAAGGCACCUUGAGGGCAAAGAUGUUAACCUGCACAUAAUGACGUACAGUUUAUUUGCAGUACCACACUUUCACCGAGUCGUUGUGGCCGUUUCCUACGGCCCCCAAAUGCAACUCCAUUUGCUAAAACGUAACUAAUUGCUUUAAUACUUCGUGAAUCGUUGUAGUGCGCAUGUUAACGUGUAUGUAUGUGCACUUGCAGCUCUACAUGCAAGUAUGAGGGGGUAUCAGAUAUGAAACAUUUGAAUUUUCACUUUUCAUAUACAUGUACAGAGAAUAAAGUUGCACAUAGCUGUAUGUAUUGUACAUUUGCUAAUGAUAUACAGCGUACAUACAAAUGCACCACAUACAUGUUUAUAUGUGUGUAUGUAUUGCCAUACUUACAGUACAGUCGAUUUAAAUGUAUUUUAAUUUCAAGGUACAUAAAGGUUAUUGACAUACUGAAUAAAGAUGUUUUCUUUUUUUCCUGAA